AUGGCGCUGAGAGAUCACGAUUAUGUUAUUCCAGCUAACCACAAUGAAGAAGAAGUUGGUGUUCCGGAUAUAGCAGUCAUUUUACAAGAUCAUGACUAUAUUCAACAAAUGCCCUUAGUUGAGAUUGGGCCCCAUCAUGAGGAAGAAGAUGGAGAAGCACAUGAAGUUGACAUGAGAGAAGAAGAAGAUGAAAUACCUGGAGAAGCACAAGAACAGGAAGUACCCGUUGAAGGAGAUGAAGAACCCCUUGUAGAAGAAGAUAUUGCUGUAGUUGCAGAUGUCAUAGUUGGAGGAGUACCGCCAGAAACAUAUAGAACACUUCCCGGCAUUCGUCGUAACUCAACGAUCUACGUAGACAAUUUAAAAUAUAAAUAUUACAAACGCGAAAUUUUAGUUAACACCAUUUCACUAGUUUGUGAGAGGCAAAAAAAUCGAAGACAUCCCAUGUGUUAUGGUACGGCAUCAGUAAAUAGAGAUAUUAUGGACAACAGACUUUCACUUAUUAAUCCUCAUAAUCAUCGGGCCGACGAUAUAGACUUUCAUGUUCCAUACUUAAGAGAAGCAAUCGGUAAUAAAGGACUUGACCCAACAAAUACAACAGCAUCUGUAAGAACCAUUUACAACAAUGAAAUUAUCCAACAUGCAGAGGCCGCUCGUAAUUAUACACAUCUACAAGCUGUCAGAAGAGUAGGUGCGAUGAGAAGUUUGCAACGGCCAGCAAUACCACAAGACAUGCAUACACUUGCCGAAACAUUGAAUAAUCCACAAUAUCCUGCCUACUCUCAAACAUUGCAAGUACCACCUACAAGAUUUUUCCAGCAAGAGGUAGUCAUCAAUGGAAGAAGUGUAGGAGUUGUAUUUGCAAACAGGGUUGCAAUAGAACUGUACAGAGAAGAUUUGAACACUGUGACUAUGGUUGGAAUUGAUGAAACCUUUAAAACUGUACCUAGUCACCCAACAGACUUGAAAUGUCUACUAACAUUUCAAAUAGUAUUUAAUAGUGUUGCAUUUCCUAUGGUUUAUGUACUUUUGGGUAGUAUGAAUGAAGAGACGUAUUGUGGUGUACUAACAAUUAUUAGAGACAUUUUACCUUUGGAUUACGACAGAAUUCGGUUUGUGACUGACUAUGAAAGAGCACUGAUGAAUGCAGUUGGACACAUUUUUCCAACAAGCAGAUUGGUUUGUUGUUGGUUCCAUUACACCCAAUCUAUUGUACGAUACUGCCAUCGAAAACUGAAUAAUAUACUAAAUUUAAUCCAAACGCAUGAAGAAGCAGCUAGGAUUUUUAGAAUGGUCUUAGCUCUUCCUCACUUGCCUGCCACGAGGAACAAUCCACUGUGUCCAAAUGUAUGUGUAUUAGAUGGAUACAAUGCCAUUGUUCGGUAUGCCAGACAGUUUCCUGAAAUCCAAAUUAUUAUCGAACACUUUUUAAAUAAUUACAUCCGCGGUUUUUGGAUUGAACAAAUUGGGCCAGAAAAAUUUAGUGUCUUUAGAGAAGAUCACAGGACAAAUAAUUAUUUAGAAUCGUUCCAUUCUACUUUACUGAAACAAAUGGGUGCCCACCCUAACAUUUGGGAUUUCCUACAAAGGCUGGUUAUAAUUGAAAACCAAUUUUUUGUAGAAUUUGGACAACAUCAAAGACACCUACAAAUCAGAGAUAUGCGAUCAAGAGCAGGAAGAGAAAAUACAACCAGAAUCAUCCGAGAAAAUGUUCAGCAACUCAAUAGAGAUAAUGACAUUUUGGUAUUUUUAAGGAGAACUGGACAUCAAAAUGAUGGUUAUGUUGUUGGUCAAAUUGGACCAUAUCCUUAA
This is a messenger RNA of Metopolophium dirhodum (rose-grain aphid), 1812 nucleotides long. RefSeq lists its product as uncharacterized. Lineage: Eukaryota; Metazoa; Arthropoda; Insecta; Hemiptera; Aphididae. The transcript is spliced from 7 exons. Bases 1 to 1812 code for a protein of 603 amino acids. The record is from RefSeq and is a predicted model, not a curated record.